UCAGAAUCAUUUCAUAUACAGAUCAUGUUCACUGCAUCUGUAAGUGGGGCAAUUGAUAAAAGAUAAUACCCCUGUUGUUGGCUUUCUUGAUAAUCCACCCUCAAACAAAAAGUAUGUGAUGUUCACGUAAGAAAUGAGGUGGACUCAAUUACUGUACAGCAGCAUUAUAUACCACAAAAGGACCUCCUUCCGAUUCUAUUAUGCCUGUUGUGGUAAAGCAAAUAACUGACCUGGCCUAAUGCCCAAUGUUUACACAAUUGACAUGACUACACAAGAUGGCGGCAGUAAGUUGGGAUAAAACUGCUUGAGACAUGCAAGACUGAAAAACGACUGUUUGCGGUCCUGAACGCAUCUCCAGCGAUUUACGUCAGUUCAUUAGACAUCCAAAAGCAAUUUUCGUCACAAAUUGUUGUGUCAAGCCAGUAUACUUAUGCGAACGUUUUGCUUGAGGCUGUGAAACAAGAACCAGGGACCGGAGGAAUGCGAUUUCAUCAGGUGCACCAUGAUGAAGCAUUUCUUUAAAUGCCAAGGCUCUAGGAGGAAUAACCUGAAGCAAAAUUAAAGGGUUUAGAGUCAGUAGACGAUAACAAAAUAAUCUGGAUAUUACCGAAUCUCUGUAAAAUGUGUUCGCCAGAUAUUUCAAGCUAACAGAACUAUCACCAUGGCAGGGGAUGUACGGGAACUGACUUUCCAAAAUGUUCUGGACAAUAUUUUGAAGCCCGCUGGUGUUAAGGUGGGCGGGUUUCCGGAUGAGAUCUUCCUUGAUAUGAGCGAAGAAGACAGGGAAAAAUGGCAGUGCAACAUUUGUUAUCUCGUAGCCAACCGCUGCAAGCAAUGCCAAAACAAACACCUGUUUUGCGGAACCUGUAUCUUUGCCUGGUCUAUGACAUACGGUGCAAACAGCGACAAAUGCCCAGUAUGCCGCGUAGUUCAAACAGAUUAUGCUGACAACAAAGAAAUAGACAAGCAACUGGGGGAUAAAAAAGUAAAGUGUCACGAGGCGACAUGUUCAUUCUCAGCGCCGUUGAAAAUAUUCUUGCUCCACAGUCACGGGAGACAGCAGUUUAAUAAUGAUGAUGUAGACUGGGCGAGUUUGCGGUCUCAGAGGCCGUCACCCCCAAGGGCGGUUGGCCUGCAGUUCCCUUCGCUAGGUGGUCUUAUUGUUUUACCAACGUUGGGGCCCGGACCUAGACAGCAAGUGACUGACGUUAGAGAUCAGAUCAGACAAGGCCGAGAACUUUUACAACAAAUGAUGACGCUCCUUCAGCUAGAGAUGGCGAUGCGCAGCCGUGCCCUGCAACGCUUCUCCGAAGCUGCUGAUCCCAACGUCAGAAUGCAGCGACUGGACGAAGUGAUCUCCAUGAACGAACAAAUGGACGAGUUGGGAUCCUUAUUCCACGUAUUGCUCAGCACACCUGUGAGACCAGGAACUCUAACCAGUAGAAACACCGGUGCUGGAGGAAAUAGUGGGCCAUCUCCCCGCGGGGCGGCCGCUGUCACCGCCCGAUAUGGUCGCUUUGAUGCGCUCGAGAGUGAUAGCGACUCCGACUCGGACGCUUCAAGCGAUUCGUCGGGGAUCGUUUCCCGCAUUCGACUGCAGGCAGAAACUAGGCGCUACGAUCAAACAGCAAACGGCCCAGGAGUCACUCCCGCCGCCCGAAACACCGGUGCAUCUCUGUCCUCCUCCCACAAUGGUGCAGGUUCUAACAGUGGGUGGGGCGCCGAGGCGGCGACUUACUAUGGCAAUAUCGCGUCUCAUGAAGAAUUACGGGCACGACGUAGGAGUGAAAUAAGGGAGGAACUUUUAGGCACUUCUACGCCACGGGCAUCAACAAACAAUCCUUCAACAACAUCCAGUACUUCUAGGCCCACUGGUGAGAGACUAACCUCACUGCGACGGGAGACAGAAGCGCCGAGAGCUUUAUCUCAAGUUAGAGAUGCGCCUGUGGAAAUUCGACCGUCCCUAAAUAACACAGCGUCAAGCCAAGUGUCGUCCACAGCCAACGCUGGAAUAAGCUCAAAUAUCCGAGGCUCAGUCAGUCUUUCAAAUUCUAUCAAUCACACGGCGACCAACAGAAGCAAUCCAUCUGCUACCAGUGAAUCUCAAGCCCUUAGUCGGACAGCCAAUGCCACAGGCCAAACAGAACAACGAUCAUCAUCAUCUCCAAGACAAAUUCAACCGACAUCUCAGUCGCCAAGGCAGUUGCCUUCAUUGUCACAAUCGGACAGUCCCCGCUCGGAUACCAACGCCAACACAACCUCAAACAGAUCUAUUAUCCCAUCGGGUAGCCGUGAACAUCAAGCCGCCGCCGACGAGGUGAUUUCUCCAAGACCCCCAUUACCUGUCAGGCAGCGUAUUCUUAGAAACAGUAUUAAUGAGUCUUCAAACGCGGGCAAUGCCUCUCGCGAAGGCAAUUCUUCAAAUGGAGUCUCAAAUUCAGUGGCUCGACAAAGCACUGGGGCUAUUAGAAAUACUGAAAAUUCUGACAGUUUUGCUCCAAAUCUAAGCGCAAACCUAGAGACAAGUUCCGCGGCAGUUCCAGGUACAUCGCAGGAAAGCGGCAAUGUCGCAACCGUGACCAGUAACGGCGCAAGUCCCAGAAGAGCAACAAAAUACGCCCCACAAAAACGUUUCAGGAGAAAUACCAACAGUAAUGAUCGCAUAAACGAAGGACUAGCGGCUGCUAGACGUAGGCAGGCAGAGAGCCUGGAAAGAAAUUCCAAUAAUGCGACUGGAACUACUAGUAACCGUCCCACGAACGGCGGACAGCGAAAUGGAGAGAACGCUGGCACGCGCGGAAGAAAUCCACGAAUACGCGACCAAGCCGAUCAAAACACACGUGUGGCUGACUAUCACUCCAAUUUUAAUAACAGUGCAACCAACUCUAGAACAGAAACUAACCACGCCCAUCAAAGAUCUCAUACCCCAAGCCGUUCGAGCUCAAACGCCAAUGGCAAUUCAAGCCGGCUGCCUGGUACUGCAGGGCAGCUUCUACGCUCUCGCAGACGAAGCGAAAUAGCUGAAGAAAUGAUGAAUCUCGGCAGGCGUUAGGAUGCUAAUUGCAUUAAAAUGAAAAAUGUUUUUUUUUGUGUGUGUAUAUAGUAAUGCUACAUUCCAUUUGUAGAACAAUUUCUUUUUUUUUCCCCAGGUGCCAAUGAAUUUGCCAUAAUCAUACGGCAAUUUUGAAGUCGAGCAUGACUAUAGAGAAAUGCUAUUUUAUUUUGUAUGUUCACCCAUUUUAAUGAACUAAGCUAAUAUGUAAAUCGCCUUUGAUGCAUCAGAAAUUGAAAACCUUUCCUAGUGAUUUUGAUACCAAAACAUUCCCAGUUACUGUAAAGAUUCUUCGGGUGCUGUUGACAUUUAAAGUGUGACAAGGCCCGUUUCGAUUUCCUUAGAUAGCAUGUUUGAAGGUAGGCUUUUUGUACUUGCUUUUAUCCUAAAUUACUCUUGAUAACUUUUGAGAGUAACGUAUCUUAAACUUAUUGACAGCAAUCUCUAUACGUUUACGAGAAAUAAUAGAGUAUGGCAGUGAAUUUGAACUUUAAAACUGUGAAUACACGUUAAAUAAACUUUAAUUCAUUGACAAUUUCAGAACUAUUAUUUAUUGAAAACUGUACUAAAUUCUUAGUACAUGUACAACGUAUCAACGAAACAAGCUGAGGGCAAACAUGCGUGUUAAAAAAAACUUACGUUUUGAUUUAGCAAUAAAGUGUGCUUGUUUAUAAAAAAAAUCUCAUUUUUAACAAUACAUUUUAUCUUCAUGAAAUAUAAAUAUUAAAUUGAUACAUUACUAUCUAUAUUCUGUAACACAUUUUUGUAUCACUGCUAGUUACAGUUCAGUGAGCGGCUAUAUGAUGCAGUCACCAUGAAAAUGACAGAUAAAAGUUUCAGACAGCAAACUUUAUAAUACAACAUUGAAGUAUUCGAUUUUGAAAAAGGUUCACUGGC
Molecule: messenger RNA, 3949 nt
Organism: Lingula anatina
Lineage: Eukaryota; Metazoa; Brachiopoda; Lingulata; Lingulida; Lingulidae
Biological process (GO): protein polyubiquitination; ubiquitin-dependent protein catabolic process
Molecular function (GO): ubiquitin protein ligase activity
Source: RefSeq, a predicted model, not a curated record